This is a messenger RNA of Pocillopora verrucosa, 635 nucleotides long. Its product is annotated as cytochrome c oxidase subunit 7A-related protein, mitochondrial-like. The record is from RefSeq and is a predicted model, not a curated record. Gene Ontology annotation, biological process: regulation of oxidative phosphorylation; mitochondrial electron transport, cytochrome c to oxygen; mitochondrial respirasome assembly. Lineage: Eukaryota; Metazoa; Cnidaria; Anthozoa; Scleractinia; Pocilloporidae.
GUGGACGCUGUGUUUUACGCCAUUUUCUCCUGAACAUCUCUUAGGUGCCUUGGCUGAUGUUCUAUAAACAGAGCUCUUUUGCGGGCAGAGUAGUCUCUGCCGAAGCUACCACCGCUUAUCAACCACAGGGACUUGGAAAAUAUUCAGAGCCGAAAGCAGGUCCAGUUUUCGAGACUCCAAUGUCGUCCUCUUCAGGAACUUUGGGUGGAAGUAACGUUCGUCAGUGGCAGGAGACCUUUAAGCAAUCAAAAGCUCCAGUGUAUCUGCUGAGGGGUACAAGAGAUAAGAUUAUCUUCAGGGGUCUUAUGGGUGUUCUACCUGUUGGAAUGGGUGUUGCAGCCUACUACUACUACAUGAUGGCCACUGGUAAACUGAAGAGAAAGGAAAGAUGAAAGUGACUGGAGUCCAAGCUAAUUUUCAUCAUUUAAAACUACUUCUGUCAAAAUUUGUGCAUUUUAGAAGGAACUUCAUUUGCUGCUUUGAUUGAUCUAAGUGAAUACUAGUCAAAAUAUAUUCAUUCUCCAGUGCUAUUUUGGUGCAGAAUUGUUGUUGGAACUUUAUGAAGGAUUAAUUUGUAAUAUAAUAGACACCUCUAUGCUUCUUUUUCUUUACUUGAGGUUAGUAAUAAUAAUAAU